Messenger RNA from Boeremia exigua, 1062 nucleotides. Its product is annotated as SGF29 tudor-like domain-containing protein. Lineage: Eukaryota; Fungi; Ascomycota; Dothideomycetes; Pleosporales; Didymellaceae. Bases 1 to 1062 code for a protein of 353 amino acids. The record is from RefSeq and is a predicted model, not a curated record. The transcript has 4 exons. Gene Ontology annotation, cellular component: SAGA complex.
AUGGCAGCACGCAGCAGGCCCCGUGGCGGGCAGAUGAAGGACGAGUACGACGAGGAAAGGUCGCUCUGGAACCAGAUCAAGGGUGAUGCACGCCACAUUGACCAGCUCAUGACACAAGCAGAGACUGUUCGCAAGAAGAUACUGGACCUCGAGGCGUCUCAAAAUGCUCGAUUAGCUCGAGGAGCGCAGCCCUCUGAGAGAAUCGACGAUGAGCUCGAGACCAAUCUUCGUGAGCUCAUCAAACUAGACAACGAGAUGAUUGGCCAUUUGAAAUCAGAGGACGGCGGCAACGACAUCUCCACACAGAUGGGCAUCCUUUCAGCUCUGAGAAGCUCAGACGACACCCCAACAUCGGCAUCGCGCGCCACUAGUGUUGGCAAGUCGCGCGACCGCCAGGGUAAACGCAAAGUCGCCGACAGUCUUGACGACCGCGACAGCAUCGCCGCGGACAGCCCUGGGCCCAGCCCGAAAGUGGUAAUCAGCCAGAAGGACAAGCUGAUUGCGAAAUCGGCCAGCAGCAGGGCAGGAUCGGUUCCCGUGCGCGAAGGAAGCGUCAAAGCCGAGGACGACGACAAUGGUAAGGGUAAGAAGGACAACCCACCGCGCCGCCUCUCCCCCAAAACAGAAGUCCUCUACCGCAACAGCAAACAGCGCGCCAACCAGGAAGGCGAAGGCAUCCUAUGCCGCGUCACCAGCGUCAUCGGCGACGGCAAACAGCGCCGCUACGAGAUCAUCGACGCGGACCCGGAUCCGCCGACGCCGAACCAACCCUACCGCGCCUCCGUCGCGCACCUGGUCCCCAUUCCCUCGUCGUCGGCCAACGUCACGCUGCCCGACUUGCCCAAGAAACGCGUCGUGCUUGCGCUGUACCCCAAUACGACGACGUUCUACAAGGCGGAGGUUGUGGCGAGCUGGGUCGCGGAUCGGGUUAAGAAGGAGAAGGAUGAUAAGGAGGGGGUGGCGGAUGGGAAGGAUAAUCUGGUGCGGCUGAGGUUUGAGGGCGAGGACGAGGCGGAUCGCGAGAUGAGUGUUGAGCGGCGGUAUGUGUUGCCUGAGAAAUGA